CGCCGGAGUAGAGAUAAUGGGCGAAGGCAGGCUCUGAAGAAUGGAUGCCGCGUGGGCGGGGAUGCCUGAGCCUUGGAUGACGCUUCCAUGACGGAUCAGUGACCGGCGCUCGUCCCCGCGGAGACAGGCGGCGCGCGCUCCCGGUGACCGCGCAUCCCCACCGACGCGGGCAUGAGUGGGACAGCAGGGACAGCGGGGGGUCUCUGCUGGCUUUGAACACACAAGACACAACACACCUAACAAACACGCCAGCCGGGUCGCGCGCGACAAUGGCGCACUUAGCAGUUCAUCUGCAGAUCCUCCUGGGAGUGGGUCUCGCUGUCUUCUGCUUCUCUCUUAUUCUCGGCUGCUAUUUGUGCUGGCGCCGCAUGAGGCCCCUCCCACCUGCGGACAAGCAGCCCGCGGAGCCGCCUCCCCCCAUCACAGCCGCGCUAAGCAUCUUCCCUUCAGCGGGCACCGUCCCUGUGUGGCAGCAGUACGAGGGACUGGAUGGGGUGGUGCUGGACCACCCGGCCCCUGUCAGCCGUCCUUUACCUUCCCAGGACAACCCAACAGCAUUGCCUUUUGGGAUGCGACCCCAUGCCACCUCUGAACUGGGCCCACAGCCAGGCUGUUUCCUCCCACUGCGGCGGCUCAGCUCCCCUGCGGCCUCCUGCUCUGCCCUCAAACCUCAGUCCUACACCCGGGCCUCCCUGCCCUCCAUCCCAAAGCUGGGCCUGGUCUCCAGGACGCACCGGGCCCUGGAGCGGCGCAGCACUGUAGCUGGUGAUGCUUUUCUAUGUGGCGAGCAGAGCCGGCUCACAGGUCCCGCUUCUCGCACCCGGUCCUCAUACCUUUCGCUGGAGUCGUCCACCCUCCCCGAGGCUGUCCCAUCCCCCCGGUCUAGCAAGCUCUCCACCUGCCUACACUUCACCUUGCUCUACUCCCCGACGCGGGGCACCCUGACGGUCACCACGCUUGGCCUGUCAGGAAGCAGCCGGCGACUGGGCGGAGCCUAUGUGCGCGCCACCCUGCCGCCGCUCUGCCCCACCCCUGUGCAGCCAUCCGCCCGCAGGAGGAGCCUCAGUCCCGAGCUACAUCGCCAGAUCGUGGUGCUGCCCGUGAGUUCGGUGGAGCAGCUUCGCACCUGCACCCUGCAGUUGGCCGUCCUGCACCGUGACUUCUCUGGCUUCAGGGAGACAGUGCUGGGUCAGCUGGAGAUGCUGUGCGCGGAGGUGGACUGGGAGCCUGACCAGAGCAUCACCUGCAGCAAGGAGCUCAGCCCUGCCCGGGGCAAACUGAAGAAGAGCCAGAGUUCCCAAGAUGCCUUGGGUCAAGGGGCCUUGGCACAACGCUCUUUGGGCCAGCUGUACAUCCUGCUGCAGUAUCAAACUCCAGCCCACCGCAUCAAGGUCAUGGUACGCAAGGCGGAGAGCCUCGCCCGACUCAGCCGCAUGCCAGGAUCCCCAGAUCACUACGUUGUGAUCAACCUGCGCCACAAUGGGGUGGUGAUCAGCACCAAGGAGACCAAAGGGGCGACUGGCUAUAGCGCAGUGUGGAACGCCCCCUUCCUGUUUGACCUGCCUCAAGGGGACAUAUCCCAGCUCUCCCUGCUCCUGGAGUUCAUAAUCAUGCAGGGUCGUAUCUAUACGAAGAACAGUGUUCUGGGCCAUGUCCUAAUCGGCAACGAGGCUCCAGAGCCAGGGCUGGGGCACUGGAGGGAAAUGUGCCACCGGAGGCAAAUGGAGACAGCACAUUGGCAUGCCAUCCAGCCAAAGUCGUUCCCUCAGGGAGAGGAAAUUUGACCUCUGACUCGAAGCUCUACCAAACCAAACUUGGCCAAGGCAGAGAGAGAAGACCAAGAGCAACAUUAUCCUUCUGUGUGUUCUGACACACCUCACCCUUGCCCAGCCGUUCCCAAAUAGUUAAGGCUUCUCUGAAACAGCUCACUGACUGCAGUAGGUAGAUGCCAAUAUGGUUGUGUCUCCAUCACUUGGAGAUCCACUGUGGUUCCCCCAGCCACCAGAGUUUUUAUUUGGAUGAACACCUGUGUGAGGCAGACAGAUGUGACGGUGAGAACAGAGUGUGUUCCAAACCCUGUUGUAGUCAACCACGUCCUAUCUUUUCACAGCAUGUCGUUCCAUCCAUUUAUCUCAUCUGCUUAUGGACGGUCAUAGUUACUACAAAAUGUCUACAGUGUCACUGCUGAGACCCUCAGAGUUGGUGUGUUCUUUUCUUUCCUCCUACCAGCAAUACCUGCUGUGCUUGUGUGACAGUGACUCUGAAACUGUAGCUUAAAAUAGUAAUCCUGUACAUAAACGUACUGCACAUAAUUCAUAUGUCCCAUAGAUGUAUUAUAGAGUCCCUUCAAGGAACGUAACUCCUUGUCAUGCCUCUCUUUUGAAGGGUCAUUUCCUGUGACAGUGACUGAGAUAUGCAAAAUUGUUCCGAAUCACUUCUUCUGAAAUGACCUUGAUAUACUCAAAACCAAUGCUGUUCUGCUCCCCUUGUGCAGAAACAAUCUCCAAUCCAUCAUUGUUUCCCUUGAAACCUACAAUUAAAUCUUUGCACUGUCCAAAUGUUCCCACAACUGCCCUGAUUUCAUGUUUUAUUACCGCUGAUGCUCUUCUAAAUGUGAUGCUGUGAGUUCCUGAAGUUCUUGUGAGCUUGUGUUUCUUGUUUAGGGCUUUCAAACAGAUGAAAAUAGCAGCUGAAAGUCGUCUUGUUCUUUCAUGAGAUAUCUCAAAAUUAAAAAGGCCGG
This is a messenger RNA of Scleropages formosus (Asian bonytongue), 2740 nucleotides long. RefSeq names its product synaptotagmin-4. The coding region runs from base 270 to 1784 and encodes 504 amino acids. Gene Ontology annotation, biological process: calcium ion-regulated exocytosis of neurotransmitter; vesicle fusion. Gene Ontology annotation, molecular function: SNARE binding; calcium ion binding; calcium-dependent phospholipid binding. NCBI's taxonomy places the organism in Eukaryota, Metazoa, Chordata, Actinopteri, Osteoglossiformes, Osteoglossidae. The record is from RefSeq and is a predicted model, not a curated record. Gene Ontology annotation, cellular component: exocytic vesicle; synapse; plasma membrane. The transcript is spliced from 6 exons.